This is a messenger RNA of Suillus clintonianus, 1407 nucleotides long. RefSeq names its product major facilitator superfamily domain-containing protein. Gene Ontology annotation, cellular component: membrane. The transcript has 5 exons. Gene Ontology annotation, biological process: transmembrane transport. Gene Ontology annotation, molecular function: transmembrane transporter activity. Bases 87 to 1376 code for a protein of 429 amino acids. The record is from RefSeq and is a predicted model, not a curated record. NCBI's taxonomy places the organism in Eukaryota, Fungi, Basidiomycota, Agaricomycetes, Boletales, Suillaceae.
CGUGAGUUGAACGGGUCACUCAGCGAGCGACCACACGCACAUUGAAAUAUGUUCAGCCUCUCUUCUGUUUGUUCCCUUAUACCACUAUGAUCACGAGUCAGGAUGAUGAGGAGACUCCUCUUCUGCAACAGCCAGAGCAGUCGAUAGCCAACUUGAAGACACCUCUGCCCUGGGAUCAAUUCUGGAUCCUACUGUUCUUGCAGAUUCCAGACCCUCUUGUCCUUGGGACCCUUUCUCCGCUCGCCCCCCAACUUAUCAGAGACAUUGGCGUGACCAACGGAGACGAAUCCCAGGUUGGACACUACGUUGGUGUCCUGCACUCGUCGUACUAUGUUGCUCAAAUAGUGACUAUUCUCUAUUUGAGUCAACUGUCCGAUCGCAUUGGGCGGAAGCCUUUAAUAAUGACCGCCCUAUUCGUGAUAGCACUCACAAUGUUGUCGUUUGGGCUGUCAAGAACGUUUCUAGGUCUGCUAGUCAGGUUCGUAUGUCACAUUCACAGUCGUCAUCACCUGUCAAUUGCUGAUAUCUUGAUCAGCCGUAUCAUCUGCGGGACAUUCAGUGGGGGCGAUGGUCUCGUAAAAAACGCGUUGAUGGACAUUACUGACGCAACGAAUUUGCCGAAGGCAUACGGAUAUAUGCCACUUCCAUGGAUGUUAGCGGCAAUUAUUGGACCACUCGUCGGUGGAUCGCUCUUUCGACCAGCAGAUAGAUUUCCCGAGAUCUUUGGGCGAUCAGAACUCCUGAAAACCUACCCUUACCUCUUGCCAUGCGCUGUUCCAGCUGUAUUUGCCACUGUGUGUUGUCUAGUCACGUCUUUCCAUCUCAACGAGAGCAUUCCUACUAGGACGCCACUUUGGGAGCUGAUCAAAGAAUGGUUACCGCGACAGUCAUAUGCAAAGCCUUCCAUGCCGUCGAGCGAUGUUCUGGCCAGUUCUGGGGAAGCACACUUCGAGGAGGUCCCAUCAAAACCUCUUCCAUUGCGGGCCGUGCUGACACCAAGAGUUCGGGCCGCGGCAGCCAGUUAUUGCACCUUGACUCUCUUUUAUAUCGCAGUUUUCUCAAUUCUGCCUCUUUUCUAUGCGACGCCAAUUGAACUCGGUGGCCUUUCCCUUGAUCCUCCACGUAUUGGCGCCAUACUCGCGGCAUCAAGUUUCUCCCAUGGCGCAGUUCAGCUUCUUUUCUUUUCUCGUUUACAUGAUCGCUUUGGCCCAGGAGCACUUAAUAUCGCUGGUGUUAGCUCCGGUAUACCUAUCGUCAUGCUAUUUCCAGUGAUCAAUGCUCUGGCUCGAGCCCAUGGCCUGGGUUUGAUGGUGUGGUUGUUAGUUGGCGUUCAACUUGGGUUGAUGGCUAUCUUGGCCAUGUGUUACUGUAUGUGAACCCAACACUUCCUGCGUUCUGCUCGACUAA